GGAGAACAACCCCGGAUUUACAUCGAAUGCCACGAGGAACGGCGCCAAACCAAUCUGACAGCUUAGGAGGAGCUCCAUUGUCAAUGAAAAGCGAUAUUUCGAGUAUAGGCAAGCUCGAUAACAUGCUAUCGCACCCUUGCCCCUGCCGCGUCGGAAGGUCUCCGCCUGUAAGGCAGACAGAUAAGCAGAGAGCCAGUCACCAAACUUUUUUUUUCCAUGUCCUAAGAAGAAAGGCCGCUCGUAUGUAAACCCAACUCAGAGAUAAGAUGUUCAACUCCACAAAUAUGCUCUCUCAGCGCUUCUGGGCCAAUGAUAAUGUCUUUCUGGCAAGCUUUACGCCAUCGGCCCGUAGCUGCAACGCAACCCGUGUUGGACAUGAUAAGGAUGCUGUCUGAGCCCCCCGGGGCGAGCAUAUAAUACGUCCUGCACCAACCUCCGAGUUUGCCUGUACUGCUGCACUCCAUCCUCGUGCUUGUCGUUCUCGAUCAAUAUGGGUGCUCCGUCGUUAAAAGACCUCGAGGAGGCCAAAACCGAAGUGAAAUCGCCAGAGAUGUAUGACUAUGAGGACCCGCAAGCGCUGAAGGGCGAAAUCCAUGAAGGGCCUAACACGGAGACUCAUCGUGGAUUGUCUUCGCGGCAAUUGCAGCUGAUUGCCAUCGGGGGUUGUAUUGGGACGGGUCUCUUUGUAGGCUCCGGAUCUACCUUGUCCACGGUGGGCCCAGCCCCGCUGUUCAUGGGCUACUUUGCCAUGUCAUCGGUGGUGUGGUUUGUGAUGAACGUGCUGGGCGAGAUGACCACGUAUCUGCCCAUCAAGGGCAUCUCGGUGCCUUAUAUUAUUGGCCGUUACACGGAGCCCAGUAUUGGAUUCGCUGCCGGAUAUAACUACUGGUACUCGUUUGCUAUGUUACUCGCGAGUGAAGUUACGGCUGCCGGUAUCAUCAUCCAGUACUGGACCACCUCCAUCAAUGUUGGGGUCUGGAUUACGAUCAUCCUGCUCGUGAUUUUGGUCCUCAAUGUUGUCGCUGUGUCAUGGUAUGGAGAAGCUGAGUUCUGGUUUGCAACAUUGAAGAUCCUCGCCAUUAUUGGUCUGAUCAUCCUGGGAAUUGUGCUCUUCUUUGGUGGAGGCCCCAACCAUGACCGUCUGGGUUUCCGCUACUGGGACAAUCCCGGCGCAUUCAACCCUUACCUGGUAGCCGGGAGCACAGGUAGAUUCCUUGAUUUUUGGACGGCGUUCAUCAAGUCCGGAUUCUCCUUCAUCUUCUCUCCCGAACUCAUCACCACUGCUGCUGGUGAAGUCGAGGCCCCUCGUCGGAACAUCCCCAAAGCUACCAACCGUUUCAUCUAUCGGGUGUUUACCUUCUACAUCCUGGGGACCCUUGUCAUUGGUGUCACCGUGGCCUACAACGACCCCCGUCUGAUGUCUGCUGUUGCCAGCGGAAGCUCCACCGCUAGUGCCAGUCCUUUCGUCAUUGCUAUCCAGAACGCUGGUAUCUCUGGACUCAACCAUGUGGUCAACGCUGCCAUCCUGAUCUCCGCCUGGUCUUCGGGUAAUGCGUGGUUGUUCGCUGGUUCUCGGACGCUGUACUCGCUCGCCUGUGGUGGCCAUGCUCCGAAGAUCUUCAGCCGGUGCAACCGCAACGGUGUACCCUACUACGCUGUUCUUAUCACCUGGGCGGUUGGUUUGCUAUCCUUCUUGAACCUAUCCGACUCUGGUGCAAAUGUCUUCUACUGGUUCACCAACAUCACCACGGUGGGAGGGUUUAUCAACUGGGUCUUGGUCGGCAUCGCUUAUCUGCGAUUCCGCAAAGCAAUGAACUACCACGGCCUACUGGACAGCCUGUCUUUCAGGACCCCUUUUCAGCCAUAUGGAACCUACUAUGUCAUUGUCAUCGUGAGCCUCCUGACCAUCACAAACGGGUACGCGAUCUUCUUCCCCGGACAGUUUACCGCCGCCGGCUUCCUGGUGUCGUACAUUGUGGUGGCCAUUUUCUUGGCCCUCUAUGUGGGCCACAAGAUCUGGUACCGAACCCCAUGGCUCACGAAGGUGUCUGAAAUUGAUGUCUUCACGGGUAAGGAGGAAAUUGAUCGACUCUGCGAGAAUGACUUCGAGCGGGAGCCCCGGAAUUGGGUGGAACGUGUGUGGUGGUGGGUUGCUUGAGUAGCCUUCUAGACACUUGGUAGUGAUUGGAGAUAGGCGAGAGUCGGGCGACACCUCUGUACAUAGUUAUUUCAAUCGCCUAUAAUUAGAGUUGUGACUGCU
Aspergillus sclerotioniger CBS 115572 is the source of this 2260-nucleotide messenger RNA. Its product is annotated as proline-specific permease. The transcript is spliced from 4 exons. Gene Ontology annotation, biological process: amino acid transmembrane transport. Gene Ontology annotation, molecular function: amino acid transmembrane transporter activity. Bases 491 to 2158 code for a protein of 555 amino acids. The record is from RefSeq and is a predicted model, not a curated record. Gene Ontology annotation, cellular component: membrane. NCBI's taxonomy places the organism in Eukaryota, Fungi, Ascomycota, Eurotiomycetes, Eurotiales, Aspergillaceae.